AUGGUUUUGAAUAUAUGUGUGUCAUGUGUGGCAGUUUAACCGUCAAUCUAAAAUAGUGUAUCUUUAACGUUACCUAAUACCAUUUCGGUACACAUGUAUCAUCGAAAUAAAAUUAAGAUGAUGGAGAUAUGCAUUUGCUAAAAGGUGGUCACACUGCUUUUGAGAAUAUAUCUCAGGAUUCCCCAAUUUGGAGAAACAAUGUCAAUGUCACUUUCGAUGGAAGUUUCAUUAUGUAGAUUCAUGUAGAACUCACGACAAUGAUAAAUCAGUUCUGACCAUAAAAGGUCCAUAUUGCUGACCGCGUUAGUGAAAACAUAUAUUGUCGGCGGAUGGUUAAAUAAGGAACCGGUCAAAGUGAGAGCUGUGUAAAUCGAAUAUGUAUUACGUAAACUGCAGUUCAAAUUCUAUCAAUAAUAAUAUAAAUGAACAUGUUGUGGAUCUUCGAAGUGACACUCUAACAAAGCCAACUAAGAGAAUGAGGGAAGCAAUAUUUAAUGCUGAAGUUGGUGAUGAUGUUUUCUGUGAAGAUCCAACUGUUAAAAAAUUAGAAGAAAAAGCAGCUGAAAUGGUUGGAAUGGAUGCAGCAAUAUUUGUACCUUCUGGAACUAUGAGUAAUUUAAUUGCCAUUAUGAACCACUGUAAUGUCCGAGGAAGUGAGGCAUAUUGUGGCGAUAGCAGUCAUGUUUUGCUACAUGAACAAUGUGGUGCCGCUCAACUCGCGGGAGUAAAUCUUCGAUCUUUACGGAACAAUCCUGAUGGCACGUUUAGUAUUUGCGAAUUACAAUCUAAACUCCGGAAAGAUAGAGAUCAUGAGCCAAUUUCAAAAUUAGUAAUAGUGGAGAAUACAUUUAAUGGAAAAAUUAUUCCACUAAGUUGGAUUAAAGAAUUAGUGGCUUUUUGUAAAAAACAUAACUUACAAUUACAUAUGGACGGAGCAAGAUUAUGGAACGCGAGUGUUGGAUCCGGAAAAUCUGCUAAGGAUAUCGUUGCUGGUUUCGAUUCUGUAUCUUUUUGUAUCAGCAAAAACCUAGGUGCUCCUGUAGGUUCUCUUCUUUGUGGAAGCAAAGAGUUUGUGAUUAAUGCAAGAAGAUUGCGGAAAGUACUAGGCGGUGGAAUGAGACAAGUCGGUAUUCUUGCCGCAGCUGGACUUGUGGCUUUAGAGGAAAAUAUAUCAAUUUUGAAAGAAGAUCAUAAAAGAGCUUUCUCUUUUGCUACUUCAAUUAACGAUAUCCAGUCACCGAUAUUUUCUGUUGAUUUAGAUAUGGUACACACGAAUAUUGUUUUUGUCAAAGUUGAUGCCAACGUAGUUUCAGCAAGGAAAUUUGUUAGUCGCUUACAAGAAAUUGUUAAUGACGACGACGACGACAAAAUAAUUGUUAAAUGUGCAGCUCUAAGUGAUUCAGAUGUUAGAUUUGUAUUUUACCAUGAAAUUAUGGAUUCGCAAUUAAAGUUAGCUACUCGAAAGAUAAAGUAUGUUAUUUCAGAAUUAGAUCGUUGUUACGUUAAGUGAUUUUUGAUUAUUGUUAUUGUUAUUGUUACUACUUUUAUUGUUAUCGCUAUUGUUAUUGUAUAUACG
This is a messenger RNA of Nomia melanderi (Alkali bee), 1576 nucleotides long. Its product is annotated as L-allo-threonine aldolase. Gene Ontology annotation, cellular component: cytosol. The record is from RefSeq and is a predicted model, not a curated record. Gene Ontology annotation, biological process: L-threonine catabolic process; glycine biosynthetic process. NCBI's taxonomy places the organism in Eukaryota, Metazoa, Arthropoda, Insecta, Hymenoptera, Halictidae. Gene Ontology annotation, molecular function: L-allo-threonine aldolase activity.